Molecule: messenger RNA, 1011 nt
Organism: Alternaria ethzedia
Lineage: Eukaryota; Fungi; Ascomycota; Dothideomycetes; Pleosporales; Pleosporaceae
Exons: 2
Coding region: 1-1011 (336 amino acids)
Source: RefSeq, a predicted model, not a curated record
AUGGCCAACGCAGAGGAGCAAUACAAGCUCUCGCAAGAGCAGAUCGACUUCUUUCUGGAGAACGGAUGGUUGAAGUUGAGCAACUGCUUCACAAGAGAGCAAGCAGAAGGACUUCAGGAAACGCUCUGGACGCGUUUGGGUAUGGAUCCCAAAGACAAGUCGACAUGGCACACCGAGCGAACAAACAUGCCCUUCUUCAACGAAUUCUCUGUCGAAGAGUUUGCACCAAAAGCCUGGGCUGGAAUUUGCAACCUUGUGGGUGGUAGCGACCGCGUUGAUUCUAACGCAUCGACUUGGAAAGAUGGCUUCAUAGUAAAUCUCGGAACGCCAGAGGGUCACAACAAAGUGGUACGCCCUCAAGAGCUACCUGGCUGGCACGUCGACGGAGACUUCUUUGUUCACUACCUAGAUUCACCUGAGCAAGCGCUUCUGGUCAUCCCGCUAUGGUCAGACAUCGCUCCAGGCGGUGGUGGAACCUACAUUUGUCCUGCCGCCAUUCCCACUGUUGCGAAACAUCUAUGCGAGAAUCCUGACGGAGUCAGCCCAAGGAUGACGCCAAGAGCGCAAAACCCAGAGUUUGUGCAAGAGCAAGGACUGAAGUGGUUCAACGACCUAGCUGCCAGUAUGCCCGAUGAGGCUUUCGUGGAAGCCACCGGUGUAGUUGGCGACGUCUACCUUUUGCAUCCGCUGAUGCUGCACUCAGCGUCCAACAACCAACUUCGCCAAGUCCGCGUCAUUACAAACCCACCGGUGUCCGUCAAGGAGCCUUUUGUGUUUGAUCGUGCCGAUGGGAACUACAGCGCGGUGGAGCGCAAGACCAUGAAGGCGUUGGGCAAGGACCGGAUUGCGGGGUUCAAGAUUUCUGGAAAGAGGCAACCAGUUAUCCCCGAGCGAUUGCGAAUUCAAGAAGAGAUGAAGAGGAAGGAGGAGCAGAGGAUGCGCAAGUUGAAGGAAGGGGCGGGGAUAGAUGAAGCGAAGGAUGCAAGUCAAACGGUCGCUACUGCUGCGUAG